CUAGCAGCUCCUAACGCGCUGCCCACUGCGCUUGGAACCUUACGGUCGCUGUAGCCCCGGUGCAUGUUGGGCCCUGCAGUCUCAUUGAGUCCAGGUGCAGGCCUGGCCUCGCGGUCCCGAUGGCGUUGCGUUCUGCUCUAUGUGACGUUGCUGGCAAGGUAGUGGGCGUGUCGCGAGCCGCUGGAGGGCCCGCCCUCGUGCAAGCCGAUGAUGAGCGGUUAAGCCGGCCCUUGCCUGCGCCUCACUGGUUGCCGGCCGGCGAGGGGGUUCCGGGGCGGAGUUCGUUCCUCUCACGCCUGUCCCGGUUUCUUGCGGCAAGUUCGCUCCCGGCGUCCGCUCUGAGGGAAAUGUCCGAAGUCACCCGGCUCGAAGCCAGCAGCGGGGACGAGGCCGAGAGCCCCAUGGAGAGCGGGAUCGCCCCGGAGAGCAGCAGGAGGAGGCGGCGGCACAAGAAAGAUAAAAAAGAGAGUGAGUCUAAACACCAUGAUAAAUCCAAGAAGAGGAAAUCCCGAACAGAGGAAAAUGGGCUGUCUGAAGAUGACCUUGAACCUCCCAAACUCAAAAAGAUGAAGGAGAGAGAGAGUGUGAAUGGAGAUACUGGGGAAAGAAGACCAGAGUACAAGAAGAAAUCCUUCUUCCUAAGCAAUGGAGUCACCCCCACAAAAACACAAUGUAAUUUCAGUGACGCAUCAAGUGAAGAGUGUGACAGCGAACAAGAGCAGGAACUGACUGUAGAGCAGAAGGAAGGUGCUUUCUCCAAUUUUUGUAUUUCCAAAGGGACUAUUGAGCUUCUUCGAGCUCGAGGUGUAACAUACCUGUUUCCUGUACAAGUAAAGACCUUCAAGCACAUAUAUGAUGGCAAAGAUGUUGUAGCUCAAGCUCGAACUGGAACUGGAAAAACAUUCUCUUUUGCCAUUCCCUUGAUUGAAAAGCUUCAGGGAGAAAUGCAAGAGAGGAAAAGAGGCCGCACGCCAAAGGUGUUAAUUCUUACUCCCACUAGAGAGUUGGCAAACCAGGUAGCCAGAGACUUCAAAGACAUCACCAAGAUACUCUCAGUGGCUUGUUUUUAUGGAGGAACUGCAUACAAUGGACAAAUUGAUUUAAUUCGAAGUGGUAUUGACAUCUUGGUUGGGACCCCAGGUCGAAUCAAAGACCACCUUCAGAAUGGCAAGCUUGAUCUUUCCAAACUCAAGCAUGUUGUCCUGGAUGAAGUUGAUCAGAUGUUGGACAUGGGCUUUGCUGAACAAGUGGAGGACAUUUUACGAGUUGCGUACAAGAAGGAUUCUGAAGAUCCCCAGACAUUGCUGUUUUCUGCAACUUGCCCACAUUGGGUAUAUGAUGUGGCUAAGAAAUACAUGAAAUCCAGAUAUGAACAGGUUGACCUCAUCGGGAAGAGGACUCAGAAAGCUGCUGUGACGGUAGAACAUUUGGCUAUAGAGUGUCACUGGUCUCAAAAAGCAGCAGUUAUUGGAGAUGUCAUUCAGGUUUACAGUGGCAGUCAUGGACGGACCAUAGUCUUUUGUGAGACCAAAAAGGAAGCAAAUGAACUGGCCCUGAAUACUUCUAUUAAACAGGAUUGCCAGUCGCUGCAUGGUGACAUUCCUCAGAAACAAAGGGAGAUAACAUUGAAAGGUUUUAGAAAUGGAGUGUUUAAAGUUCUGGUUGCAACUAAUGUAGCUGCCCGUGGUUUAGAUAUCCCUGAAGUUGACCUGGUUGUACAAAGUUCACCACCGAAGGAUGUAGAGUCGUAUAUUCAUCGUUCUGGGCGCACAGGCCGAGCUGGACGGACUGGGAUGUGUGUCUGUUUUUAUCAGCGAAAGGAAGAAAGUCAGCUAAGACAUGUGGAACAAAAAGCAGGAAUUACAUUUAAGCGUGUAGGUGUUCCUACUGCAACAGAUAUAAUAAAGGCUUCCAGCAAAGAUGCCAUCAGGUGUUUGGAUUCUGUUCCUCAAACUGCCAUUGACUAUUUCAAAGAGUCAGCUCAGGGGCUGAUAGAGGAAAAGGGGGCAGUUGAAGCUCUGGCUGCAGCACUAGCCCAUAUUUCUGGGGCUACUUCCAUUGAACAGCGUUCCUUGCUCAACUCAGAUGUGGGAUUUGUAACAAUGACAUUGCAAUGCUCAGAAGAGAUAAACAAUAUAAGCUAUGCCUGGCGAGGACUAAGAGAACAGCUGGGUGAUGAAAUUGAUAGGAAAGUGAACAGAAUGUGUCUUCUCAAGGGAAAAAUGGGUGUGUGUUUUGAUAUUCCUGCAGUGGAUCUUAGACAAAUACAGGGAAAAUGGCAGGAUUCAAAACACUGGCAUCUGACUGUGGCAACUCAAUUACCUGAGUUGGCAGAAACCCAGCGAGAAGAAGGCAGAGGGUUCUACGACUCCAGGAAUGGAAGGCGAGGACCCUCAACCUACACUGCCUGUGUUCUUCAGGAACUCCAUCCCUGGGCCAACAUACCCUCAUAGACCAUUCCAAAAGGAGGCGUUUCCUUGAAGAACUCAUGAUUGCUGUUCUUGUAGGGCAGACCAGCUGUUCAAGGACCAGAAGAAGAGGGAUGACAGACUGGAAAAACAGUAUGCUGACAGCAGGCAGAGAGGCUGAAGCCCAGCUGGAGGCGAGUGUUUCAGUGAAGGAGCAGGCACUUGCACAGCAGUAAGAUAAGAGAGGAAUAUGGAGCCCAACAGAGAGAACUGUUCCAGCAACUCCUGUCUGUAAUGACUGCAAGAGCACCGCCUCCUGAUGCCUCUCACCAUAGCAAGGUUCCCCAGCAACAUACCCUCAGAGCAGCAGUAGUUUGCACAAUUCCAUGCAGCGGUGGGGGAGGGGGAUGCAUUCAGGAUUGGGCAGGGCAACUAACCCCUGUAUAGUUUUCCUUCUUACAGCUCUGGUGGAAACCACCCUCUCUCCCACCACAAAGUGAGGGCUAAACUUGUAAAGAAGGGAAAGCAGAACUUGGGGGCCAGGAGACAUGCAGUAAUAGGGGGAUUGUGCUGAGUAUUAACUAUUUCCUGCCCUUUUUUGGGGGGGGGGAAGGGGGAGUGGUUGGUUUUGUAAUGGCAGUUGGCCUGCCCAAAACUGUAUGAGUGGGAUUGGG
Messenger RNA from Chelonoidis abingdonii (Abingdon island giant tortoise), 3082 nucleotides. Its product is annotated as nucleolar RNA helicase 2-like. Gene Ontology annotation, molecular function: RNA helicase activity; RNA binding; ATP binding. The record is from RefSeq and is a predicted model, not a curated record. Gene Ontology annotation, cellular component: cytosol. NCBI's taxonomy places the organism in Eukaryota, Metazoa, Chordata, Testudines, Testudinidae.